UUCCCAAUGGUCAAUCGUACGUCAAUGUCCUAAGAGUAUUUUUUCCGGCUGAAAACUCUUGCAUCGAGGUUUAGAACCCUAGCUAAUGGAUUAAUGUCCGCCCUUUUAUGCUGAUUCCAUCUUGGCCAAUCACUCAAAUAUUUGCACCGUCGUUAGGUGUUUCUGUGGGAAGAUACUGAUCCAUCCCUCUAUCCAUUUCGAUAUAUCUUAUUUUUUGAAUUUUUUUGUUAUAAGCAUUGGAAUUGGUUACGAGCGAUUUGGAGAGCAACGAGGACUCGCCCAUAUGAGAUCCUCGGCGAUUAUCAGGCUGUUCUUGAUUUGCUUAUUUCUGUGGUCGUCCUUGAAUUUCAUCAAUGGCGACGAGUCCAAGAAAAAUAAGUUUCGUGAACGCGAGGCCAGCGACGAUGCACUAGCGUACCCCGACGUAGAUGAGGAUGCUUUGCUGAAUACGCGGUGCCCUAGGAAUUUGGAGCUAAGAUGGCAAACUGAAGUUAGUUCUAGUAUAUAUGCUACACCCUUGAUCGCUGAUAUCAACAGUGAUGGGAAGCUAGAUGUGGUGGUUCCUUCUUUUGUCCAUUACCUUGAAGUUCUAGAAGGUUCUGAUGGAGACAAAAUGCCAGGUUGGCCUGCUUUCCAUCAGUCAACUGUGCAUGCCAGUCUACUGUAUGAUAUUGACAAGGAUGGUGUGAGGGAAAUAGCUUUGGCAACAUACAAUGGUGAAGUUCUCUUUUUCAGGGUGUCAGGUUACUUGAUGGCCGAUAAAAUAGAGAUACCUCGCAGAAGAGUACCUAAAAAUUGGUAUGUGGGCUUGGACUCAGACCACCACGUGGACCGGUUGCAUCCAGAUGUUCAUGAUGAUCUACUUGUCCUGGAAGCUAAGAUGUCUAAAACAAAUGGAAGUACAUCUAAGUUGAACAUGUCAGUAACUACAUCAGCAGAAAGUAAACUUGGUACGGUGAACACAUCCAAUACAGAGACUGAAAGAAAAAUUAAUGGAAGUCAACCAAGUAACCCUGAGCUGAACAUUUCAGUAACAACAUCAGCGGGAAAUGAACAGAAAAAGAAUGAAAGUCAAAUGCAAUCCAACAUUGAUCUGCCCACGGGCGUGGAUAAUUCUUCUGUAAAUUCUGGGUCAGGAGGAACUGUCAAUGCACAGAAUGGGGCAAAUGCUGCGAGACGACUUCUGGAAGAUAACAACUCGAAAGGAUCACAGGAUGAUGGCUCUAAAUUGAAAGAGAACAGUAGUGUAGGUCAUCAUGUUCCAACUGUGGAAAUGCAUAAAAGCUUGGAAGCAGAUGCUGAUUCAUCCUUUGAGUUAUUUCGUGAGAGUGAGGAGCUAGCUGAUGAGUAUAGUUACGAUUAUGAUGAUUAUGUUGAUGAAUCAAUGUGGGGAGACGAGGAGUGGACAGAACAGCAACACGAGACAGUGGAAGAUUAUGUGAAUGUUGACUCACACAUCUUGUGCACUCCUGUCAUAGCAGACAUUGAUAAGGAUGGGGUAUCAGAGAUGGUCGUUGCAGUUUCUUAUUUCUUUGAUCACGAGUAUUAUGCUGACUCAAAGCAUUCGAAGGAUUUGGGUGAUAUUAAUAUUGGAAAAUAUGUAGCCGGUUCUAUUGUUGUUAUCAAUCUUGAUACAAAGCAAGUGAAGUGGACUGCUGAGCUAGAUCUAAGCACAGAUACCGGAAACUUCCGUGCCUAUAUAUACUCUUCUCCAACUGUUGUCGAUUUGGAUGGUGAUGGGUAUAUGGACAUUCUUGUUGGGACCUCUUUUGGCUUAUUCUAUGUCUUGGAUCAUCACGGCAAAGUGAGAGAAAAGUUUCCACUUGAAAUGGCUGAGAUUCAAGGAGCUGUUGUUGCUGCUGAUAUCAAUGACGAUGGCAAAAUUGAACUCGUGACUGCUGAUGUACAUGGAAAUGUUGCUGCUUGGAGUACAAAAGGAGAGGAAAUUUGGGAAAUUCAUCUUAAGAGUCUUGUUCCACAGCGGCCCACUGUUGGUGAUGUUGAUGGAGAUGGCUAUACUGAUGUUGUGGUUCCAACGGUGUCAGGAAACAUAUAUGUUCUCAGUGGCAAGGAUGGGUCAAUUAUUCGUCCUUACCCAUAUAGAACUCAUGGCAGAGUGAUGAAUCAAGUUCUUCUUGUUGAUUUAAAUAAACGUGGUGAGAAAAAGAAGGGCCUCACUCUUGUUACAACAUCAUUUGAUGGAUAUUUGUACCUUAUAGAUGGACCCACUUCAUGUGCUGAUGUUGUGGACAUUGGUGAAACCUCAUAUAGCAUGGUCUUGGCAGAAAAUGUUGAUGGUGGAGAUGAUCUUGACCUUAUUGUGACAACCAUGAAUGGCAAUGUGUUUUGCUUCUCCACUCCUGCUCAGUAUCAUCCUCUCAAGGCGUGGAGAUCACAUAAUCAAGGAAGAAACAACGUGGCUACUCGGUAUAACCGUGAAGGUAUUUAUGUUACACAUCCAUCAAGAGCUUUCCGUGAUGAGGAAGGCAAGAGUUUCUGGGUAGAGAUUGAGAUUGUAGACAGAUACAGAGUACCAUCUGGGUCUCUAGCACCAUACAAUGUCACGACAACCUUGUUAGUUCCCGGUAAUUACCAAGGUGAGAGAAGGAUAAAGCAAACUGAGAUCUUUCACCGGCCUGGGAAAUAUAGGAUAAAGCUGCCAACAGUUGCUGUGAGGACUACAGGGACUGUUUUAGUGGAGAUGGUUGACAAAAAUGGGCUCUAUUUCUCAGAUGACUUCUCGCUCACCUUCCAUAUGUAUUACUAUAAACUAUUGAAGUGGCUGCUUGUCCUACCAAUGCUCGGAAUGUUUGGUGUGCUCGUCAUCCUUCGUCCACAGGAGGCCAUGCCUUUGCCAUCAUUUUCGCGGAACACUGACCUGUAAUGAUUACCCUGUAAGAAACCCUAUCCCUGCGCAAGGAUAAGAUGUAGUAAGAUUACUUACACAUGAACCAAGCCAGAAACUUGUGCGAUCAAGAAUUAGACACAGGCAACAGUUUUGAUGGUGUGGAUUCAAAUGGGUCUCUUCAUCAGGCCAAAAAUGCAGUUGGCCCGGAUUUUAUUUUGUUCUGAAUGAUAGAAAGUAGGAAUUUGUAAUGUAGUGAGAUCUGAGUCUUGGGAUAUUGAAUUUUAAUUCCAAAUCAUUUCUUGGCUCCCA
Molecule: messenger RNA, 3157 nt
Organism: Juglans microcarpa x Juglans regia
Lineage: Eukaryota; Viridiplantae; Streptophyta; Magnoliopsida; Fagales; Juglandaceae
Product: protein DEFECTIVE IN EXINE FORMATION 1
Molecular function (GO): protein binding
Source: RefSeq, a predicted model, not a curated record